CCAUUCCACGUGGAUUUGACCAUCAUAUAUAAAUAUAAAUAUAAAAUGCAAAACAAUGAACGAGGGGAAUCCACGUGGAAAAAUAAAGGAGACAACUGUAGUCAUUGAAUGCUUCACCGGAAUGCAACCCAUCUAAACCGUCCAAAGAAUCCAAUAGAAUCCCCCGUCUGCGUAAAUAUUGUGACCGAACAAUUUUAUCAUCUCUCUGUCCUUACAAGAAUAUAGCUGAAACACCCACAAACAAACAUAUCCCACAAACAACACCAUCCCUCUGUGUCUCUAAGAAAGCUUGGUCUCUGUUCCUUGAAAAUUUGACUUGGAGUUGACGCUUCUGUUCUCUCUUCCUCCUCUUAUUCUUCUUUAAUGGAAAACCAAAACCAGAUUAGGGAAAGGAAGACGGUGGAUGGGGCUUUGGUAGGGUUCUCUCCGGUCUCUUCCCCUCGGAUUUUUUGGAAAUCUCGAAAGAGAUCAGCUAGCGGGAGGAGUUUAGACAAGGUAACGGAAGACAAUGCUAAUGAAACACCCAACAAGCAGGGAGGAGAGCUUAUGACUGAAGAGAAGACGCAGGACCCUACUGCAACAGCUGAUAUCUCUGAGCGUCGAAAGGCUCUGUUUGAACCUUUAGAGCCUAUAACCAAUAUAAAUGGCCGACGGCCAUCAGCUGAGUCGUUACUCCCGCCACCCGACUUUGACUCUGCAAGCUAUCCCCAAGGUUGGCUGAUGGGGAAGAAGAGAAAACUAGUCAACGUGGAUGUUGUCGAGAGCAUGAGGAAGAUUGCUAUCCAGGAAAUGAACAGGAAGGACCGGGAGAUUGAUGGCCUGAAUCAGCAAUUGGAAGAGGAUUCUCAGUGCCUAGAACACCUGCAGCUCCAACUCCUGCAAGAACGAAGCAAACGUGCAGAGGUCGAGAGAGAGAAUGCAAUGCUGCAAGAGCAGAUAUCCAUGUUGAUGAACAUGUUGCAGGACGAGUCAAUGGGGGAUGAAGGCGCAGAGGAGCCAUAGUGGUCGAUUGCUUGGUUUGCUUGUUUUUUGUUUUUUAUUUGGUUUUUUUGUAGCGUGCUCGGAAAUAGUUUAAUUGCAAUCAUACAAAAACAUCGUAUAUUUAAUAUAGCAUAGGUUGUUGGCACUGUUUGUACAUGGGAUAUAUUCCAUUUAUUUGUAACAAGUUUCAAUCUUAUAUAUUUUUGCAUA
This is a messenger RNA of Carya illinoinensis, 1191 nucleotides long. Its product is annotated as protein HEADING DATE REPRESSOR 1-like. The coding region runs from base 364 to 1002 and encodes 212 amino acids. Gene Ontology annotation, biological process: regulation of flower development. The record is from RefSeq and is a predicted model, not a curated record. The transcript is spliced from 3 exons. NCBI's taxonomy places the organism in Eukaryota, Viridiplantae, Streptophyta, Magnoliopsida, Fagales, Juglandaceae.